AUGUUUGAUGUUAAUCAAAGUGAAAAUGUAAUAAAGGCACCUGAAGGUUUACUCAAACAAAGCGAAAAACUUCAUAAACAAAUCUUAACAGUUGUUCCCGGAAUUCAUUGUGUAAUUGGAUAUGGUUUAGCUAAUUGUAUGUUAAUUGAAGGAAAUCAUGGAAAUAUUCUAAUAGAUACAUUAGAAUCGCACGAAAGUGCUCGAGAAGUAAAAGAAGAUUUACGUCAAAUAUCAUCAAAAGCAAUCGUUGCUAUAAUCUAUACUCAUUAUCAUGCAGAUCAUGUUUUCGGAGCUGAUGUUUUUGCUGAAGAUAAUAUCGAAAAUAUUCAAAUUUAUUCUCAUUCAAAAACAUUAGAAAUUCUUGAUAAAACAAUGAAUUUUGAUCAACGAAUUACAUUUGAAAGAGCAGCUAGACAAUUUGGAACUUAUUUAAAUAAACAAACUGGUCAUAUUAAUUGUGGAAUUGGUCCUUUUUUAAAAUAUAAUCAAUAUACGAGUCAAGGUUUUUUCACACCAACUCAUAUAUUUAAUAAUGAUACUUAUCGAUUAAGUAUAUGUGGAAGAGAAUUUACACUUUAUUAUUGUCCAGGAGAAACAGAUGAUCAUAUUGUUAUUCAUAUGUCAAAAGAAAAUGUUCUUUUUGCUACUGAUAAUAUUUAUAAAUCAUUUCCAAAUUUCUAUGCUAUACGAGGUACAACUAUAAGAGAUUCUUUACAAUGGAUUCAUUCAUUAGAUUUAAUGAGAAAUUUACAAGCAGAAUAUUUAAUUCCAUGUCAUACAAGACCAAUUAAAGGAAAACAUUCUAUUUAUGAUCUAAUAACUAUUUAUAGAGAUGCGAUUUAA
Messenger RNA from Rotaria sp. Silwood2, 843 nucleotides. The record is from the annotation of a GenBank genome assembly. NCBI's taxonomy places the organism in Eukaryota, Metazoa, Rotifera, Eurotatoria, Philodinida, Philodinidae.